Molecule: messenger RNA, 6429 nt
Organism: Fonsecaea monophora
Lineage: Eukaryota; Fungi; Ascomycota; Eurotiomycetes; Chaetothyriales; Herpotrichiellaceae
Exons: 1
Coding region: 1-6429 (2142 amino acids)
Biological process (GO): protein ubiquitination; ubiquitin-dependent protein catabolic process via the N-end rule pathway
Cellular component (GO): ubiquitin ligase complex; cytoplasm
Molecular function (GO): ubiquitin protein ligase activity; zinc ion binding
Source: RefSeq, a predicted model, not a curated record
AUGACCACGUCGACCUCGAGCCUGGACCGUCAACUCCGCCAGGCCCUCUGCGACCACCCCCGGCAGCAUGACUAUCGCUACAGCGCCAGUGCAAGCAACAGCCUCCUAGAAAUCCUUUUUCGCGCCCUGACCAAUGACCGAGCCGAUUACUUGCACGACCUCUUCCCAGAGGGCUUCCCUCCCUCAUACAAGCUGCAAGACGCACAAGGAGUACAAGAGAACGCCGAGUAUAGUGCAGCAGCCAGAGGCCAUCCGUGCGGGCACAUUUUCAAACCAGGAGAGGCCAGCUAUCACUGUAGCACCUGCACCGAUGACACGACCGCCGUCCUUUGUUCCCGUUGUUUCGUUGCAAGCGACCAUGAAGGCCACCAGUAUACCGUCAAUGUCAGUGCUGGAAAUAGCGGAUGUUGCGAUUGCGGCGAUGAUGAGGCGUGGAAGAGAUCGGUGAAAUGUGCCAUUCAUACCGCAAGUGACGAUUGGGCAACAACCGAUGAGCACGUCUCUCCAUUGCCAGGAGAUUUGCAAGAGUCUAUCCGCAGUACCAUUGGCACAGUUUUGGACUACUUUUGUGAUAUCAUAUCUUGUUCUCCCGAGAACCUGCGCUUACCCAAGACGGUGGAGUCGGUGACUCAAGACGAGGUGAAAAGUCGGCUCUCUGCAGAGCACUACGUGUCAGGAGAUGAAGUUGAAACCAAUCCUGAUUACUGCUUGAUCAUCUGGAAUGACGAGAAGCACACGGUACGUGAGGUACAGUCGCAAGUGGCCCGAGCGUGUCGUCAACGAGAGGCGUUCGGUCUGGCCAAAGCCGAAGAGGCCAACGACAUUGGCAGAAGUCUGAUCAGGCACUCUCGCGAUCUCAAAGAGCUCACCAGGAUGGCCAAGAUUAUCGAGGAAAUCAAAGUUACCGUCACCAUCAGGUCAUCCAGAGACACCUUUCGGGAACAGAUGUGUGGUACAAUCAUCGACUGGCUUGCCGAUAUCGCGGGUUCCAGCAUCGCAGGGGAUAGCCAUAUCCUAAGGAGGGUCAUUUGCGAGGAGAUGCUCCAGAUAUGGAGGAUCGGAAGUGAAGCAUGGAACGCCAAAGUGGGGAGAGAGGAUCUCGAUGAUCAUGGCGACGAGGAUGACCGCGAUUACAGAAGGAGGACAAGACUCCGCCUUUUCGAUCCCAUCCAACUCGCAAUGCAACGCGCAAUGGCGGGGGAAAUUCUGGAUGAGGAUGAAGCCAGUGACGGCAACGAGACCGGGGAAGUGGAUGAUGACGAUGAGGAUGAGGAUGAAGACGACAACGAACUAGUCGACGUGGAUGAUCGGGAAAUGAACGAUCUGAUCCUCACGGCCACCGUCUUCGACGCGUCGCAUCGCUUGGAUCUCCUGGCCGAACAAGCAGGCGACGCAGAUGUUACAGACGACGCCGAGGAGAUGGACACGGACGGUGACGGAGAUUUCUUGGAUAUUGCAGAACGCAUGGAUAUGGAUAGACCGUCACCUCCGCCGCCAGCCCUUCCUACUCAAGAUGUUGGAGACCCCGGAAACAAUGUGGCAAUGGGCGAGGACGCUUCUCCCACUGAUCCAGAUGGCAAUGCCAAUUAUCUCAACAUACCGAGGACGCCUGCAACCUCGUCGCGCAGGACACGACACCGAUCCACGCCGCCCAACCACUGGAAGUUAGCUCCGUCGGGUCAACCUCCCCAGAACGCAACCAUUCCUGUCUACGAAGAUCUGACGAAGAACAUCCGGGUGGACUCGAUGAUUCUCUUCGAUCUGCGCCUGUGGAAGCUUGCAAGAACAAAUAUGCGGGAUCUCUUCAUCAGCACACUAGUCAAUAUUCCCCAGUUCAAACGUGUCCUUGGACUAAGGUUCUCUGGUCUGUACACAACCCUCGCACAGCUCUAUCUCGUGGCAGAUCGAGAACCAGACCAUUCCAUCAUAAACCUGUCUUUGCAGUUAUUGACAACGCCCUCGAUCACGGAAGAGGUGAUUGAGCGGGGGAAUUUCCUCACGAACCUGAUGGCUAUUCUUUAUACCUUCCUGACUACCCGGCAAGUGGGAUUCCCUAAGGAUCUCGACCCAGGGGCCACCCUAGGCUUCGACGCUGGAUCCGUUGCCAACCGUCGACUCUAUCAUUUCUUCUCUGAUUUGAGAUACUUCCUCGCCUCCCCAUUUGUACAGGCAAAGGCCCGGAGCGAGCCACAGUAUCUCUUCCAAUUCCUCGACCUAGCGAAGCUGUCCCAGGGCAUCUGUCCAAAUGUGCGAGCUGUGGGAGAACAUGUUGAAUACGAAACGGAUGCUUGGAUCAGUGCCUCUUUAUUGACACGAGAUAUCAACAAGCUCUGUCGACAGUUUGCCGAAGCAUACUAUGUCUCCAAAGACAGCAGUCCUUUGGCUCUACGCUCGACCUGGGACGCAAUCUCGCAUGCUGCAGGUGUCGCAAUCAUAAAUUCUGUCGGGCUUGAACGGCGUCGAUUUGAGCAGGCAGAGAUCAAAGAACCUGUUCGCUUUCACACCGUGGCCCCUUACGGCUACAAGGUCGUCAACUUCGUAGUGGAGAAGGGCGCCUUAAGUUUCCAUCACCCACUGCACUAUACGCUCUCCUGGUUAUUAGAAUGUGGGAAGGAAUUUAAACAGUCCAUAAAUACUCUCCGGGAUACUGCGCAGACGUUCUUGUCCCACCUAUACGAUAUCCAUCUAGGACCCCGAGACGCCCCAAUCAAGACUGCUCUCAACUCGGCCGACGAUGCCCUCCUUGCAAUGUUCGACUUUCCCCUUCGUGUGUGUGCCUGGCUGGCGCAGAUGAAGGCCAAUCUGUGGGUCCGCAAUGGGAUGAGUCUGCGCCAUCAGAUGGUCCAGUACAAAAGCGUCGCCCAUCGUGAUGUUGGCCACCAUCGAGACUUGUUUCUCCUGCAAACGGCACUGGUAGUCUGUGACCCCGGCCGAGUGCUGGCGUCGAUGAUCGACCGGUUCGGCCUCUCUGCUUGGAUGCGGAAUGGAUUUGAGUCCCUCGAGAUCUGCGACGACAACCAGAUGCUGGACCUGGCGGAAGAUUUUGUCUACCUUUUGAUCAAUCUACUCUCCGACAGGGAUGCUCUCAUUUCCGACCGAGACGACCCAGAAUCUCAACUCCUUACGCUUCGAAAAGACAUUGCUCAUACGCUCUGUUUCAAACCGCUGUCAUACUCGGACCUCUAUGCUCGCCUAACGGAAAGAGCACAAGACCACGAACAGUUACAAGAAGUCCUUGAGCAGAUGACCAAAUAUAGGCCCCCAGAAGGCCUCCAUGACUCUGGCUUGUUUGAGUUGAAAGAGGAGUACUUGCAAGAGCUGGAUCCAUACAACUCCCAUUUCACCAAAAACCAGAGAGAUGAGGCCGAGAACAUCUACAAAAACUGGAUGGGCAAAAAGUUGCACAAGCCACCGGAAGACAUAGUGCUGGAUCCCAAGCUGCAUCCUAUCCCCUGCGAGGCGUACGCCAAUCUCUGUGCCGUUGUCAACACCACUCUUUUCGCAGAUGUCAUCCACAAAGCGCUGGUCUACGUCGCCCACGGUCAUAAGUCCAAGGCUGGUGUUUCGGCAACUCGCGUUGAAGCCUUUUUUCAAAUUGUUCUCCAACUCGCGCUGAUUGCUACGUUGGAAGACGAUUCGACUCAUGAUGCGGUUGAAAGCCCCUCCUUCAUUCGCCAUGCCAUGAAGCUAGAAUUCGAAUCCUUCAACAGUCCACCAUCCACCAUCGUUGCGGUGCUAUCCAAAAUAUGGCUCAUGGAAGAAUUCAGCUCUUGCCGAAGCAAGAUCAGACAUAUGCUGCGGCUGUUCCAUCAGAGCUUGCCCGACCAGUUCACUACGGCGACACGAAACUUGGAUUUUCCUUCUGGCAGAUUUGACACAGCUUCUCCUGCCAACGUCGAAAACGAGAUCGAGGCCAAGAAGAAACAGGCAAUGGAACGAAAAGCAAGAGUCAUGGCCCAAUUUCAGCAGCAACAACAAAGUUUUAUGGACAAACAAGGCAUGACCGACUGGGGAGAUGAAGACUUGGAGUCCCCAGAUGAAGAGCUACCCAAAUCAACUGAAAUGCGGCACUGGAAAUAUCCUGCGGGUCUAUGUAUACAAUGUCGUGAAGAUACGUCUGAUUCGAGAUUCUAUGGCACGUUUGCUAUGGUCACCGACGCCCACAUCUUACGGGAAACAAAUACGGAUGAUGUCGACUUUGUUGGUGAGCUCUUUGCGAUCCCGGACAACCUGGAUCGCUCUCUCGAGAAUAUCCGGCCAUUUGGUGUCUCGGGAUCCAAUCAUGAACAAGUGAAGCGUCUGACAGCGGAUGGCCAGGAGGUCACCGUUGAUUUUCAAGGGUUAGGUAAAGGCUGGCCACAAGGGUAUACUAUGAAGGGACCCGUCUCGACCAGCUGUGGGCACAUUAUGCAUUUUACGUGUUUCGAAAACUACUAUCAGUCAAUUACACGGAGGCAUUCGCAACAGGUUGCCAGGAAUCACCCUGAACGGAUAUCUUUGAAGGAGUUCGUCUGCCCGCUGUGCAAGGCGCUUGCGAAUACCUUCCUGCCGAUCGUGUGGAAACAUUCACAGCAGUCCUACCCCGGAACGCUCGAGGUGUCGCAAGAGUUCGACUCUUUCUUGGACAAGAAUCUGCCAUCAGUCGAUUCGCCGACUGCCGCUCAAGAUCCCUCCUUCAAUGCGCAUGCUUCACAGACCUACUUGCAGACGUUGGCAACAUUCUCCAACAGCUCACUGGCCCCGGCCAUAGCUCGCUGGCAAUCAGGUGAUCUCACAAUAAGUCCCACAAGUCAAGCAUGGGCCGAGCGACCCGAGCUUACCGCUUUCGCUGAGCUCUCAAGCAUCUACGGUCGCCUUCGAGAAACUCUCGCGAUUGUAGCGGCGACCAGCCGAGUCGUGGCUCCUCGGGAAGACUCGUCCCUGAACCACUUUCAGCUCCUGGUCGACACAUUGGCCAAUACCAUAGCUUCCGUCGAGAUCGGUCACCGGGGCCGCGAGGCCGAAUUUGGCACUUCGCUGUUGACAAGCAUACCGCAACAGACGCUCAGCCACCUACAAACACUGUCAUCGACCUUGAAAGCCUACGCCGCGACAGGUGCCUUGACGGUCCGUGGUUCUGUCGAGACGCAGUAUCGAGAACUUUGCGACCGUCUCGAGCGUCAGCUUGUUGGAACAUCGGGAAAUCCGACGCCAUCACCCGAGUCCGAGAACGAAUUGCCUCUCCUUUGUACAGAGCCUUUCCAGUUUCUGGUCCAGGCAACAAUGGUGCUUGGUCCCAUUCGAAACCUACAGUUGCGACAUGUUUUACAAAUGGCUCUGACUAUUGAGCUCCUCCGAGUGGUUGUGGCUUUCUUACUCAACUCAACCGCCCUCCUGAAGGUGGGUGAAAUGCUCACUCAAAACCAGAUCCGCCAUGCCACUAUUCCCACCACGGAAACAGAGCAGCUACGGAGCGUGGAAAGCAUUGUGCUAUGGGCCAUACAACAGAUCCGACAAACCAACAGCGGUUACGACAUUCCCAAUAACUUGCAGCAAAUGUCACCCAGUACAGCAGGGAUGUUAUUCAAGCUAUGCAAGGUGUAUGCACUCGCUUUUCUACGUAAAUCCGCCAUCUUCUUUCACGUCGCGCAUGGUGUCGAUUUUCCCACCACAGCUGGCUCUGAAGCAGGGUUGUCCGAGCUCGAGCGUCUGUGCCAUCUCUUACACUUGCCAAAUAUUGAUGACAUUCUCCGGUCCUUUGGCGAGUACUCGACGUCGGACGCUUUGAAAAAUCGGGCAGGCAUCUGGCUUCAGCAAUGUAUACAGUUCGAAGUGAAGAGCAAGAUGAUGCUUCAGCUUGUCGGGGUACCUAUGCGCCCGCUGGGUGUCAAGUUGUUGCACCCGGCACCGUUUGAGUUGAUUGGGCUUCCGAAAUACUUUGAUGUUUUGAUGGAAGAGUCGCACAAACGCCGGUGUCCUACCACGGGCAAAGAGGUGUUGGACCCUGCGCUCUGCCUGUUUUGCGGCGAGAUCUUCUGUUCGCAGACUGUCUGCUGCCAAACAAAAGAUAAGCGUGGCGGCUGCAAUGCGCAUGUCCAAAAGUGUUCGAGCCCGAUCGGCAUGUUCUUGUUUAUACGCAAAUGUCAUGUAGCACUACUGCAUGUCACAAAGGACCCCAAAGCUGGCAUUCAAGAUGCUCUCCUCCGGCGAGUCCAAGGGCUACCACCAAGCUCUACCAUGAGCCACGGAUCGUUCUUCCCAGCACCAUACCUGACUAAACAUGGGGAGACGGAUUCGGGGUUGAGAUCGAAACACCAGUUAAUUCUCAACCAGAAGCGGUACGACAAGUUGCUGAGAGAUACGUGGUUGAUGAUCAAUGGCAGUGUGUGGAGCACAAUUGCUAGGAAGCUGGAGAGUGAGGUCAAUGCCGGCGGAUGGGAAACACUGUAG